CGUCAGCAGAGCUCACGCGGGCCAGCGAAGGAACAAGGGAGGAGACAGACGGCCCCGUGAACGGCGAUGCGCGCUCCCGAUGAUAAACCUCUGACGCCUUCAUCCGGGAACUACUACGAACUCGUUCUCCAACAUGGCGGCGUCAGGUAAGAAGAAAAAUAAGAAGGGGAAGACUCUCACUCUGACUGACUUCCUGGCAGAGGAUAGUGGAGGCAGCAAUGUGCCACCCAGCUAUUCAGCCAAGUCCACUAGCUGGGCUGAUGAGACUGAUGACCUGGAUGGAGAUGUAUCAACUUCGUGGCAUACAGAGGAGGAUUCAUACCGAGCACCGCCCAUUGACCGCUCCAUCCUGCCCACGGCGCCUCGCUCAGCCCGUGAACCAAAUAUCGACCGAGCCCGUCUGCCCCGCAGCCCACCGUACACGGCUUUCCUGGGAAACCUGCCCUAUGAUGUCACUGAGGAAUCAAUCAAAGACUUCUUCCGCGGCUUGGCAAUUAGUGCAGUGCGUCUGCCCCGAGAGCCAAGUAACCCAGAGAGGCUGAAGGGCUUUGGAUAUGCUGAAUUUGAUGAUGUAGAGUCACUCCUGAGAGCCCUGAGUCUCAAUGAAGAGAACCUGGGGACCCGAAGAAUCCGUGUUGAUAUAGCAGAUCAGUCUAAUGAUAAAGAGAGAGACAGUUGUAUGGGAGGCAGAGACAGGGACAGGGGUGGACGGAUGGCAGACAUGGGUCCUGACAAGACAGACAGUGACUGGAGAGCUCGGCCAAGUGCAGAUGAUGAUGGACCUCCCAGGAGAGAUGAUGCCUUUGGAGAAAGAUCGCGGGACCGCUAUGAGUCAGAUCGUUACAGAGAUGGGCCCCGACGGGACAACGAUCGUUAUGAAGGAGGUAGAGACCGGUACCGGGAUCGCUAUGACGACCGAGACCGCAGGGAGCGCUAUGACGACAGAGGAGGUUUUGACUCUCGUGGCGGAGGAGGUCGUCGCGCCUUUGGCAGUGGUUUCCGGCGUGAAUACGAUGACAGUCGGGGUAGCAAUGAUCGUUACGGGGACCGGGACCGUUAUGCUGAUCGUGAGGACCGGUACGAAAGACGGGAGGAGAGGCGUGAGGAGAGAGGAGCUCCUCAGCAGAGACCCAAGCUGAACCUGAAGCCCCGUAGUGUGCCCAAGGAGGACGAGGGUAGCAGUGGGGGUGGUGGUGGUGGUGUUGGCGGCGGUGGUGGUGGUGGUACUUCCCCUGCUGCAGCUCAGCCCCCCAGCAGCAGAGCUUCCUCCAUCUUUGGAGCAGCCAAGCCGGUUGACACAGCAGCCAAAGAGAGGGAGGUAGAGGAGCGGCUGAAGAAAGAGGAAGAGAGAUUGCAGAGACAGCUUGAGGAAGACAAAAGCCGAGGACCUGAAAGAAAGAUGCGUGACAGGGACCCAAGCUGGCGCAAUGAGGAAACUCCUACUGAGCGAUCCCGCACAGGAAGUGAGUCUUCACAGCCUGGAAGCACUUCUGGAAGAGGGUCUCGGUGUCGAGACAGUGAGCGCUCUGGGGAGAAUGAGGUUUUCAGUGGGCGAGAAGGAGAUCCCUCCUCCCCAGUGUCUUCCUCUCGUCCCUCCUCUACCAGUUCAUCUAAGGAGCCACUGAAAGUGAUGCCAGCGCCACCUCCUAAGGAAAACGCCUGGGCCAAGAGAAGUGCCGCUUCUACAGCUUCUAGUGAAGGUGAAGGGAGACCUCCAGUUUCUCCUGUGUCCCCAGGUGGUUCAGCUCCUCCCAAGCUCAGCUCCCCAAGUUCUGCAGAUGAAAGAGGCCCUGGAAAGGAUGAGAACAAGGCUGACGGUAUGCGUCGGGACCGGGGGCCCCCACGGGCACGAGGGGGCCCUGCAGGGCCGGGAGCGGGGCGGGGCCGAGGAGAGGGGCCCAACAAAGACCGAAGAAAGGAGGCAGACAGAAAGGAUAACAGAAGAGACCGAGACUCCAGACCACCUCCAGAGCCAAAGAAAUACGAAGAAUCACCAACCCCUAAGUUCAGCUCAGCCAGUAAAUACGCCGCUUUGCUAAUGGACGGAGACCAAGGAGACGACGCUGAGGACGUAGAAUAGAGAGAAAAUAACAAGACCAGGGCUGCAAGCGCAAGAAGAGGCGAAAAUUAUGAAUGCAGAAAAAAAAAAUCUCACACAGCUUUUGAAAAAUCUCGUCACAUGAAGAGGCUCCAGGGAGGAUGUCACGCCCUCCCUCCUUCAAACCUGUCGUUUACUUUCAAAUCUCCCAGCCAUCCUCCCUCCCCUGUCCCACCUUCAGGACUUUUCAGGUUCUAAAGAAUAGUCACAUACUGGACUUGUUUUAAAUGGUAAAAGGAGUAGCUGGAAUAUGGAAAGUGAUGAAUAACAUGAAUUAAUUGUAAUAAAUAAAUGGAAAAAGUGGGGAAUAACGAAUUUGUAUGUUUGUGGGUCACAAAUGUGGCAAAGUUGACGCUUAUGAUUUUGCUUAGAACAGUGUUUCCACAUGAUGAUGAUGAUGGCUUGAUAAUUUACAUAAUUCCUACAUUAAAUGCACAACAUUUGUAUUCGCCCUCUGUAGUUAUUAGUAUUGGAUCUUAUCAUAUUUAAUCAUUAUAAUUAGCCAGAGUCCUGUCUUCCAAUACUAACAGUCAUCAUUGCUGAGACCUGGUUAAUUUAAAAAAAAAAAAAAACAGUUGUGUAUAUUUCAACUCCUUGACAUGUUUUCCAGUCUUUCAAGAGGUCUGUAUAAUUCUAUUGAUUGAGUUAAAAGCAAAGCUGAGACACAAAUCUCACUGAGAAUCCAAAUGCCAGUCUAUGCUCCCCAGUCAUUGUACAAAUGUUUCAAUAUUUCUACGCCUUCUGAUGAAAUGAUCACAUCCAUUAAAGGCUCGUGAAGGUCUUGCUUCCAGGCGUCUUAA
Molecule: messenger RNA, 2898 nt
Organism: Betta splendens (Siamese fighting fish)
Lineage: Eukaryota; Metazoa; Chordata; Actinopteri; Anabantiformes; Osphronemidae
Gene: eif4ba
Product: eukaryotic translation initiation factor 4Ba
Exons: 15
Coding region: 134-2080 (648 amino acids)
Molecular function (GO): RNA binding
Source: RefSeq, a predicted model, not a curated record